Molecule: messenger RNA, 1992 nt
Organism: Suricata suricatta (meerkat)
Lineage: Eukaryota; Metazoa; Chordata; Mammalia; Carnivora; Herpestidae
Gene: GYG1
Product: glycogenin 1
Exons: 9
Coding region: 1-1302 (433 amino acids)
Cellular component (GO): cytoplasm
Molecular function (GO): glycosyltransferase activity
Source: RefSeq, a predicted model, not a curated record
AUGAGGGCUCUCUACCCCAUAGCUGCUUCUUCGGGGAGUCGGUCUUGGCAGAUGUCACGCUCCGUCCCAAAGUCGGGCUCCAAAUCGCAGACCUCUGGGGGGACGCGGAGGCGCGAGGUCCCAGGCAGGUGCCCCCCGGGGGCAGGGUCAGAGGUGCCGGGGAGCUGGGCCGGAGCCCGGCCCCACGCGCUGGAGGGGCUGGCAGGGGACCCGGGCCGGCCGCCCCGCUGGGAGGAUGCCGGCGGGCGCGGGGAGCAUCAGGCCUUUGUGACACUGACCACAAACGAUGCCUAUGCCAAAGGAGCCUUGGUCCUGGGCUCCUCUCUGAAACAGCACAGGACUACCAGGAAGCUGGCCGUGCUUGCCACCCCGCAGGUCUCAGACUCCAUGAGAAAAGUUUUAGAGACCGUCUUCGAUGAAGUCAUCACAGUCGAUGUCUUAGACAGUGGCGAUUCUGCUCACCUAACCUUAAUGAGGAGGCCUGAAUUGGGUGUCACGUUAACUAAACUCCACUGCUGGUCACUCACACAGUAUUCAAAAUGUGUGUUCAUGGAUGCAGAUACUCUGGUCCUAGCAAAUAUUGAUGAUCUUUUUGAGAGAGAAGAGUUGUCAGCAGCACCAGACCCCGGGUGGCCUGACUGCUUCAAUUCUGGAGUCUUUGUUUAUCAGCCUUCAGUUGAAACCUACAAUCGGCUGUUGCACCUUGCUUCUGAGCACGGCAGUUUCGAUGGUGGGGACCAGGGUUUACUGAACACAUUUUUUAGUGGCUGGGCAACAACAGAUAUCAGAAAACACCUGCCAUUUAUUUAUAACCUAAGCAGCAUUUCUAUAUACUCCUACCUCCCAGCAUUUAAAGCAUUUGGUGCGAAUGCCAAAGUUGUGCAUUUCCUGGGGCGAAUCAAACCAUGGAAUUACACUUACGAUCCUAAAACAAAAAGUGUCAAAAGCGAGUCCCAUGAUCCCACCAUAACUCAUCCAGAGUUUCUCAGCCUGUGGUGGGACAUCUUCACCACCAACGUUUUACCUCUGCUUCAACACUUCGGCCUUGUCAAAGACCCCCACUCGUACCUAAGUGUGCUUUCAGACUUGGUCUAUACACUGGCUUUCUCUUGUGGCUUCUGUAGAAAGGAAGGUGUCUCGGGAGCCGUAUCACAUCUGUCCCUUGGGGAGAUCCCGGCCACAGCACAGCCUUUUGUGUCCUCGGAAGAACGGAAGGAGCGGUGGGAACAGGGCCAGGCCGAUUACAUGGGAGCAGAUUCCUUUGACAACAUCAAGAGGAAACUUGACACUUACCUCCAGUAGAAACGCUGCCAUUUUCCCAUGGACACCCAUUUCACAAGCACUUGUUUCGGAUACUUAGUAUCUAGAGCUGGGUUAAGAAAGGUCUUACAGUUGCUAGAAGCUUUGCUAAAAUUAAAAUUCAUCAGAUGAGGGGAUUUUGCAGGACAACAGGUGAGAACUGGGCAAAAGUGUGAAGUAGCAGUUCUGUUAUGUGGACAGCGUUCUGCUUUUUAACCAUAGGCUUCUUCAGCAAAUGGGUCAGAAAUUCUUAAUUUUGCUGACUGCCAACAUAUGUGGUAAGGGAAACUCAAACUAUUAAAAUGGCUGUAUCGACCCUAAAACCUGCCAAGGCAGCCUCUCAGUCCGUCUCCCUUAGGACGGGACAGGGUGUCUAUCUCUUGCUUGCUGUCGUACCUUUGACUAGACCCGCAUUUUAGAAUUGCCCAGAGGCCGCCAGAGCGAUUGUAAUCGUGCUUUCAGGUAAAGACAGCCUACAACACUGCUGAGUGACCGACUCCUCAACCUAUCAACAGAUGGCGUUAACCCAUUUUAUUUCCCUAGUUGUAGUGUCUGAAGUCACCAGUUUUCUGUACAGUUUAUGGCAUGCUAAAACAACGCUUUUGUUCAGUUCUGUGUGUCUGUAAACAGCCAUGUGUUCUCUGACGGCUACCUGCAGCGGCACCCUGUAUGAAAUAAAGACUUAUUGCCAUA